AGUAGGCGUGUCAUGAGUCUUGCACCUCUUGCAUGGUCGUCGUAUGUUGAAAGACUGAACGUGCAGACUGCAAAGGCGCAGUUUGACGACGCGGGUUACGUGCGUGCAGACGCGUAUUUCUCUGCAGAAGAGAUUGCGACAGUCAGGGAUGAACUGGAGAGAUACAAACGAGAGGUGAUACAAAGAGUUCCACAAAAGUUUGUAUUCUAUGAGGAUAAAUCAAGACCCACAGAGACAUUAAUACGACUCGAGAGGAUGAUGACAUUCGAUGAGUUCUUCUCCUCGCUGUCGAAAUCUCCUGCAAUCAAUGGACUGGCAGACAAACUUUUGGGCACGGAAUGUGAACCAAACAACGUACAAUACUUUUCAAAACCUCCAGGAGCAAAACCAACUCCUUAUCAUCAGGAUGGUCAGUAUUUUAUGCAUGAUAAAGGUCUAACAUUCUGGCUCGCACUGGAUGAUGUUGAUGAAGUCAAUGGAUGUAUGUAUUACGUGCCCGGUUCUCACAAGUACGGCUUGCUGCCACACCAUAAGUCCAAUGCUCUUGGCUUUAGUCAAGCUCUCACUAAAUUUCCUUCAGAAUUGCUCAAUACAGACGUGUGCAUGCGAGCUACAGCCGGCACUCUACUCGCACAUCAUCCUCACACAAUCCACAAUGCGGGUGGAAAUCGGGACAGCACAAGAUGGCGUCCUGCACUAGGACUCACAUUUUGGGCUAAAAAAUGUGGAGAUGAUGUUGAACUGCAAGCAAGACAUGAGGAGUACCAGGAAAUGCUUGCAGAACAGCUGCAGAGAGAUGGAAAGAUUUAGUUGCCAUACACACUUGUUUAUAAGAUUGGAAUAGUUGGUAUUAAAAUGUAGCCGAUGGUUUGAGUGAUUUGUGGUUUGUAAGUGGUAUUGUGCAUGAGUGCUACAGUGUGUGUGUGUGUGUGUGUGUGUGUGUGUGUGUGUGUGUGUGUGUGUGUGUGUGUGUCUGUGCGACCCACUCUGUGUGGACAUUUUACUCACACACAUCCACCUUUACAACACACAAGAUGCAAUCAAUACCACGAUAUGUGAUACUUGCUACUUGAGCAGACCAUAUAUCGUAGGUGAAUGUUGAGGGUUGGUUGCUAACAAGCCUCAUUUUCUU
This is a messenger RNA of Corticium candelabrum, 1132 nucleotides long. Its product is annotated as probable alpha-ketoglutarate-dependent hypophosphite dioxygenase. The coding region runs from base 13 to 810 and encodes 265 amino acids. The record is from RefSeq and is a predicted model, not a curated record. The transcript is spliced from 8 exons. Lineage: Eukaryota; Metazoa; Porifera; Homoscleromorpha; Homosclerophorida; Plakinidae.